Solenopsis invicta (red fire ant) is the source of this 2010-nucleotide messenger RNA. Its product is annotated as glucose dehydrogenase [FAD, quinone]-like. The coding region runs from base 16 to 1956 and encodes 646 amino acids. The record is from RefSeq and is a predicted model, not a curated record. The transcript has 2 exons. Lineage: Eukaryota; Metazoa; Arthropoda; Insecta; Hymenoptera; Formicidae. Gene Ontology annotation, molecular function: oxidoreductase activity, acting on CH-OH group of donors; flavin adenine dinucleotide binding.
ACUAAUUACUCAAACAUGCAGACCAAGAUCCUGAGUCUCCUUCACGUUCUCAGUAUCGGUGCCAUUAUCAAUCCGUUACAUGGGUAUCAGAAUCAAAGCUGGCAUUAUAACAACAGUAAUACGGAAUGGACGUUAACAAACUUACUAGAAUUAGGUGUUGGAGCAGUGAACUUUCUCAAACAGAAUCAACAUUAUAUUGAACAGGAAGUACCGAACACGACACCACAAUCCGGAAAUACAUAUGACUUUAUAAUAAUCGGUGCUGGUACUGCCGGCGCAACCUUAGCCGCAAGAUUGAGCGAGAUUUCUCAAUUCAAGGUACUACUGAUCGAAGCUGGUAUCCACGAAAACCUUUUUAUGGAUAUUCCAGUACUCGCUGCUGCCCUACAGGCGAGUAAUAUCAUUAAUUGGAAUUACCGAACCAAACCGUCCAACAAGUAUUGUCGCGGCAUGAAAAAUAAUAGUUGCCCUUAUCCGAGAGGAAAAGUAGUUGGUGGCAGCAGUGUGUUAAACUUUAUGAUAGCUAGUAGAGGCGGUGCCGAAGAUUACGAUCGAUGGGCCGAGUUGGGCAACGAAGGUUGGGCAUACAAGGACGUUCUUAAAUAUUUUAAAAAACUGGAAACAUUUGAUAUUCAAGAGCUGGAGGCAAAUAAUACCUAUCAUGGUACCGAAGGACCAGUACAUAUCACUUACCCGAGAUUUCGUACACCAUUGGCAGAAGCUUUUCUAAAAGCAAGCACGGAGAUGGGAUAUCCGCUAACAGAUUACAACGGGAAAAACGAAACAGGUUUCUCAUAUUUACAGACAACGAUUAUGAACGGCAACCGCAUGAGUAGCAAUACGGCAUACUUGCAUCCAGUACACGAUCGCAAUAAUCUUUAUAUGACUCUUCAGAGCACGGUGACAAAAAUACUGAUUGACCGUAUCACAAAUCGAGCAAAAGGCGCACAGUUCAUCAAGCAUGGUAAAACUAUAAGUGUAUUUGCGAAAAAAGAAGUGAUUCUAUGCGCAGGUGCUAUCGGAUCACCACAAUUGUUGAUGCUGUCAGGUAUUGGACCAGCGAAACAUCUUACUAAACUGGGCAUAGACGUAGUAAAAGACGCGCCAGUCGGCGAGAAUCUUAUGGAUCAUACUGCUUUUUUUGGAUUAACGUGGACAAUAAACGCACCGUUAAAUUUAAUCCUAUACGAUGCUUUCAAUCCCUUUAAAAAUCCAUUUGUAUCGGAAUAUUUAAACAAACAAACGGGACCAUUAACGAUGUCAGGCGGAUGCGAGGCCCUUGGUUUCAUUAAUACAAAACAAUCAGAAAGGGAUAAAGGUUUACCGGAUAUCGAACUAUUGUUUAACGCCGUUACAAUAAAAGAUUUUCUUCUUCCAAAAAUUUUACUUAAUCUUAAAGACUCAAUAUUUCAACAAUGGUCCAAGUACCAAAACAGUUACGGUUGGAACGUUCUAGUAAUAUUGUUAAAACCAAAAAGCCGUGGAAGAAUAACAUUAUUAGCUAAUGAUGUUAAUGUUAAACCAGAAAUUGUGCCAAAUUUUUUUGACGACCCAGACGACGUAAAAACCAUGAUCGCGGGUAUUAGAACUGCGAUACGCCUUGGUCAAACAAAAGCAAUGCAGACGUUUGACUCUCAAUUGAUAAAUAUUACGUAUACAGAAUGUAAUAAGUACAAAUAUGAUUCUGAUACUUAUUGGGAAUGUGUAAUAAGGAUAAUAACUGCCACGCUUUAUCAUCCUUGCGGCACUUGUAAAAUGGGACCUAUUGGAGACCCAACUGCUGUCGUCGACCCCAGAUUAAAGGUAAUCGGUGUUCAAGGUUUACGAGUGGUAGAUGCCUCUAUUAUGCCCGAAAUUAUAUCGGGCCACACAAAUAUUCCUGUAUAUAUGAUUGCCGAAAAAGCAGCAGAUAUGAUUAAAGAAGAAUGGAAUCACUUGGUGAAAUCACGAACAUAAUAUACUUUCAUGAAAUAACUAUGCGCAUAUGUGUGUGUGAAUGAUAAAUAUUCA